CGUCCCUUCACCCACCACCAGCCUCCGCCCCUCCUCACCGGACCGCCAUAACUGAACCCUCCAUCUUAUAAAUUCCUUACACUCUGAAGAUUGCGGCAAUAACCAAACGUAUAUCAAUUGCAGAUAUUUUGACUUAUCCUUAUGAAUGGCGUGGAGGGAGCUUGGGAAAAAGAGCAUUCAUGCUAGUCUUUCAAGGAUUCUGACUUCACCAGCAUCUAGAGAUACUGCUGUACGCAAUUCAUUCUCUGGUGUUGAAUUCAAAUACCUUUCAGCUUUAGUUGGAUGCAUACGAGAAUAUACCAGCAACUCAGCUUUACGUGGUGAUGGCACUUUAAGCUUCUUGACAAGCAGAUUCUUACUAAGGCGCUUUCAUUCAAGCCCAGAACUACUGGCCAGGAGAGAUAACGAUACAGUUGGUCUACAAACACCUAAGAAAGGGAAGUUCAAGAAGAGACCUGUAAAUGCAAAGCCACCAGUUGAAACUCCUUAUGUGCCUCCUAAACUUCAAAAGACUGCCAAAACGUCCUCAGAUAGAAUGGUUGAAAUAUUUGAGGGCAUGACAACUCUAGAGCUCGCUAAGCGCUGCGGUCAAUCUGUAGCCACAUUGCAGAAUAUUCUUGUAAAUGUGGGGGAAAAAGUUGGGUCAGAAUUUGACCCUUUGAGUAUCGACAUCGCAGAGCUAAUUGCAAUGGAAGUUGGGGUAAAUGUUAAGAGGCUCUAUUCAUACGAAGGUUCUGUGGUUCUUCCCCGUGCUCCAGUUGUGACAGUCAUGGGUCACGUUGACCAUGGGAAAACUUCUCUUUUAGACGCUCUACGCCAAACCUCUGUGGCAGCCAAAGAAGCUGGUGGUAUAACUCAACAUCUCGGUGCUUUCGUGGUUAGUAUGCCGUCAGGUUCAUCCAUAACCUUCCUCGACACUCCUGGCCAUGCGGCUUUUAGUGCGAUGAGAGCUAGAGGUGCCGCUGUCACGGAUAUAGUCGUGCUAGUGGUGGCUGCUGAUGAUGGUGUAAUGCCACAAACCAUUGAAGCCAUGUCACAUGCAAGGGCAGCCGAUGUGCCCAUAGUGGUUGCCAUCAAUAAAUGUGAUAAACCUGCAUCGGACCCCGAAAGGGUCAAAGUCCAACUAGCUUCAGAAGGCUUGCCACUUGAGGAAAUGGGCGGUGAUGUGCAGGUGGUUGAAGUAUCUGCCGUUACUAAAAAGGGGCUCGAUAAGUUGGAGGAGGCAUUGCUUCUUCAGGCGGAACUAAUGGACCUUAAGGCUCGUGUGGAUGGAGCUGCUCAAGCUUACGUGGUUGAAGCGAGACUUGACAGAGGGCGGGGCCCAUUAGCUACUGCGUUAGUGAAAGCAGGGACUUUAGUUUGUGGGCAACAUGUUGCUGUGGGUGCCGAGUGGGGAAAAAUAAGGGCAAUAAGGGAUACGGCCGGGGUGCUGACAAACCGAGCCACACCUGCCAUGCCUGUGGAGAUUGAAGGGCUCAAAGGGCUGCCAAUGGCCGGUGAUGAUAUUACUGUUGUGGAUUCCGAGGAGAGAGCGAGGAUGCUCAGUGCCGGAAGGAAGAAGAAAUUGGAAAAGGACCGGCUUAAUAAGAUGAAUGAAGAGAAGAUUUCUGCUCCCGAACCAUCUGAAGAGGAGUUUGUGAGGGUUGAAUUGCCAAUCAUAGUAAAAGCGGAUGUUCAAGGAACGGUACAAGCUGUCACCGAUUCACUUAAAACCUUGAAUAGUCCCCAGGUUUUUGUGAAUGUUAUCCAUGUUGGAGUUGGAGCAAUUUGUCAGUCUGAUCUUGAUUUGGCACAAGCUACUGGUGCAUGUAUUGUUGGAUUUAAUGUUCGUACUCCACCUACCUCCGUCUGUUUGGCUGCCGCUCAAGCCAAUAUAAAGAUCAAAGUGCAUAAAGUGAUCUACCACCUUUUGGAAGACAUCGGCAACUUCAUAGUGGAAAAAGCCCCCGGAACAUUCGAAACCGAGGUAGCUGGUGAGGCACAGGUGCUCAACAUCUUUGAGCUCAAAGGAAGAAGCAAAGCCAAAGGAGCAGACGUCAAGAUUGCCGGUUGCAGAGUCAUGGACGGCCAGGUCAUCAGGUCAUCCACCAUGAGGCUCUUGAGAAGCGGUGAAGUUGUGUUUGAAGGGUGUUGCGUCUCAUUGAAGAGAGAAACUCAAGAUGUCGAAACCGUCCAGAAAGGGAACGAGUGCGGCCUCGUCCUUCGUGAUUGUUUCGAUUUCCAGAUUGGAGAUGUUAUACAAUGCUUGCAUCAAGUUAACAAGAAACCAAAAUUUAUCUCUUCAGAGAGUGGUGCGGUUCGUAUCGAAUGUUAGUCGAUAAAUCGGUCUUUUAAAGAAAAUUUCCAUGAAGAAACUGGGCAGGUUCUGAACUGGAACCUGUUAGAAUUUUGUGAUUCAUUGAGUCCUUAUUUAUGGAUUUGUUGUAAACUUGGAGGGAUAGUUAAAGAUAGAGAAAGUCAACCAUUUAUAUGUUGGUCAAUCUACUAUACACCAACUGUAACCAUAUAAUUGGGAAAUA
Cynara cardunculus var. scolymus (artichoke) is the source of this 2519-nucleotide messenger RNA. Its product is annotated as translation initiation factor IF-2. Gene Ontology annotation, biological process: translational initiation. The transcript is spliced from 8 exons. The record is from RefSeq and is a predicted model, not a curated record. Bases 146 to 2314 code for a protein of 722 amino acids. Gene Ontology annotation, molecular function: GTPase activity; GTP binding; translation initiation factor activity. NCBI's taxonomy places the organism in Eukaryota, Viridiplantae, Streptophyta, Magnoliopsida, Asterales, Asteraceae.